Molecule: messenger RNA, 1016 nt
Organism: Beta vulgaris subsp. vulgaris (sugar beet)
Lineage: Eukaryota; Viridiplantae; Streptophyta; Magnoliopsida; Caryophyllales; Amaranthaceae
Exons: 1
Coding region: 63-1010 (315 amino acids)
Molecular function (GO): zinc ion binding; nucleic acid binding
Source: RefSeq, a predicted model, not a curated record
UAAUGUGGUAUUCUUGAUUGCUACCUUCUUUAUUGCUUCACCAGGCUCUAUUUAAUCAGGAAAUGGAGAAAAUUAAGCUAAUUUUUGCGGAUGCCUACAAGUGGUUGGCUGCUAUCCCAACCUCUCAAUGGUAUAGGCAUGCUUUCUCUACUAAAUGCAAAUCAGGUAUGCAAUUGAACAACUGUUGUGAGAGUUUCAAUAACGUCAUUAGAGAAGCUAGGGUGAAACCUGUAUUAUCAUUGAUGGAGUGGAUUAGGAGGUGGGUGAUGAAAAGGAGUUAUCAGAAAACGGAUGGUUUGAAGAAGUAUGAAGGUUUAAUCAUGCCUUCAGUUGUCAAAAUGAUUGCAAAACAAAAGGAGUAUGUGAGGAAAUGUGAUGUUAACCAGGCUGAUGUUUGGGAAUUUGAGGUUGACUAUGAGAACGAGACUUAUGCGGUUAAUUUGUUGGAAAAGAAAUGUGGAUGUUAUAGGUGGGAACUACUUGGAAUCCCCUGCUGCCAUGCUUUGGCUUGCAUAGAGAAGAAAAGGUUGAACUAUGAGGAUUAUGUUCAUGUGGCAUAUCAUGUCCAGUCAUAUGCAGCUACAUAUGCUCCAGCUUUUCAUCCAAUGCCAGGACAAAGUCAAUGGGAGAAGACAGACCUUGUAGAACCUAUGCCUCCCACCAUUAGGGUUAUGCCCGAUAGACCAAAGCAAAAGAAAAGAAUUAAGGAACCAGAGGAAGGGAAAGUAGCCAGAGAGAAGAAGCAAAACAAGUGUUCAAAUUGUGGUGGUCUUGGCCACAACAAGAAAAAGUGCAAAAAAACACCACAACCAACUGCUCCAAAGUCUAAAGGAGGAAAGCCAAAGUCAAUAGAUCCAGUGGUGCAAAAUAUAGAGAAGAAGAAGAAAAGAAAGAGGAAGGGCACUGGUGAUCAAGUUCAAACAAGCACCCUGCAACCCCCACAACCAAGUCAACCAUCUCAAUCCAUCUGCAUUUCAACAGUGGUGCUUGAUUUUGCUAGUCAAACAUAAUUUAGC